Molecule: messenger RNA, 3905 nt
Organism: Micropterus salmoides (largemouth bass)
Lineage: Eukaryota; Metazoa; Chordata; Actinopteri; Centrarchiformes; Centrarchidae
Product: ranBP-type and C3HC4-type zinc finger-containing protein 1-like
Exons: 8
Coding region: 1523-3058 (511 amino acids)
Biological process (GO): proteasome-mediated ubiquitin-dependent protein catabolic process; positive regulation of canonical NF-kappaB signal transduction; protein linear polyubiquitination
Cellular component (GO): LUBAC complex
Molecular function (GO): ubiquitin binding; ubiquitin-protein transferase activity
Source: RefSeq, a predicted model, not a curated record
UUUAAAUAUUUGCAUGUAGACAGGAUUUGUAGUUAAAGAUUUUUUAGAUGCCUUAUUAAUAGACAGUUCAGCGCUGAUAUCUGUUUUAAGCAUAUGGGUAAUUUUAUUGCAUUCAUUCACUUACUUUAAAACACUAACUGAAGAAAAACAGUACGUCUUUGUUGUAUAUUAACUUUUAGUCCUGACCGAAGUACAUACUCUCUAUAGACUAUAUCCACUAAAGUAUCAGUCUGUUGGUUUAGAUAUAGUUUAUAGUCAUGGAAAUCUUGACAAAGAUUUGAAUUCGUUAGCAGUUUAGUAUGAUCUAUAUACUGUAUAGAUUAAAUCCAUGUAAAGGGAUAUUUAGUACACAUCAGGGACAAAAAUUUAAAUCAAGCUAAUCUCAUUCAUGUUCAAGGGCUUAAAGUUACAAAGGAGAAGACAUAUGCUGCAUUAAACCGGUGAUAAAUAACUCAAAUGUCUGUAAUACCUCGCUAUUACAUAAUAGCUUACUUACACACUAGACCCAACUACUGCAAUUCAUUGCUCUCAGAUGUUAACAAAGUCUAUAAAUCAAUUACAGGUUUAACUGGCACCAUGCAAACAGUGUACAUCAUCCCUGUUCCAAAGUCCCUGGUUCCCACCUAAACUAGAUUGAUAUUUUAUUUCAAUCUUUCCUUGCAAGAUAUAUUGUAAAAAUUGUGACACAUAAAAUAAAUGCUUUUCUGUGUGCCAUGCAGCUUGCCAUGUGCAGUUCUGUAUUACAAUGACAAUCACUUGAAAGCUAAGUUUGGGAAGGGGGUGACCAACAAACCUCUCAUCCCAGCUCUUGAAAUCCUAUAACUUAUCUUUGUAUACAUCAUGUUGCAUGUUUUCAGAAUCAGAAUCAGAAUCAGCUUUACUGCCAGGGAUGUGACAUACAAGGGAUUUGACUCAGAAUUGUACUCAUACAAUAAGUUUUCUGUUAUAUGUUUUAUAUUUCUCACUAAGCAUCACUUCUUAAAUGUGGUUUUGCCUCUACAUUUGUAGAAAGUGUAAUUUUUUUUUUUACUCCUUCCUGUUUGUUUUGUGCAAGUUUGCUUUUUGUCAGGCCACCAGCUUGUACUGAUUUUCAUUACUUUGUGGUUUUUCUUACUAAUAAAAUAAAGGCCAGGCUAAAGCAGAUAUUAUGACUGUUAUCUGCAAACAGACUGUUUUCUUUGUAAAGAGCAAUAAUAAUCAUGCCUUAUAAUAAGGAACCAGUCUGUUUGCAGAAAACAUAAUGUCAAAAUAUCUACUUUAGGGUGGCCAUUCAUAAAGUGAAGUACAACAACUAAAUAUUGUAUUUUUAAACUUAAGAAGCUUAACGUUAUUUUGCCCCUACAUCUGCAGGAGGUUGUAUGUAAUUUGUUUUUUUUAUUACUAAUUGCUUGUCCAUUGCUCUGCUGUUUAAAAAAUGGAAAUAAAUACAUACAUUUCUAAUUAUCUUUGAGUGUUUCCUUUUGGCAUUUAUGCGAGCUCGGCUGUUACACGUUCCAAGUUCCUCUACGGACAUAAAUAAGAGAUGUACCCCUCUACUUCCUGUUUUGUUUUUCUUUUCGCUCCAUGUCUGCUCGGGUCGGGUCGAUAUGGAACAAUUUGCGAGUCGAGGAGACAUCCACAGCCUGCCCGUGAAGAAACGCGGUCUUGUCAAACACUGUUGGACCUUAUAAACCAAACAGAAGCAGCGGGCAGCAGUAACACCUGCCGCGGGACUUCCGACACCCUCACUCCGCCUCUGGUGUCCGCGACAAUGGCACUCAGCUCGGGCGGCUGGGCUUCUCAAGCCCCGGUUCCUGCUUCGUCCCAGCAGGCUGUAUGCGGCGGGCCUAUGCUUGCGGCAUGCUGCAGCACUGUUUUAAUGUCAGUCCGGGUUUCGGUGUGCCAUUCCGGGAUCCGGCCCCUUUGCCUCCCCGGAGCAGGAAGCGAGGCUUUGCGCCUACAGCUCAGCAUGGACCCGAACCGGGCCGGAGAGUUCCGACUGGCGCUGCGAGAUACGAGCGGAAACCGCAGUGUGUUCAUUGCGGAGUUUGACCUGCGCUCGGUGCAGUAUGAGGUCAAAUCCCCUCGCUGCCAUGAGAUGCGCCUUGCUGCUCCGCCCCACGACUGCAUCCGCUUCAACUUCCGCUGUGACCGUGAAGCCGAGGAAUGGGCCACAGUGGUGAUGUCAUCACUAACAGAGGCACAUAGAGUUGCAAAUAUUGACACAUGUGAAUCAGAUGGCAGACACAACCACACAGCAGCAACCAUGGAGCAGUGGAGCUCAGCCUCGCUGCCGCUCACUGAGGAGCUAUGCUUGGAGCUUGCCAGGGCGAUUGAAGCAGGUGACACUCAAGCCGCAUCACAGCAUGCGUCUGCUCUGGCUCGGCAUAAAGCAGUGCUCACAAUUCAACUGUCUGAAAAGAACUACGCAGACGGAGAGAUCAGUUUGUCUGUGGUAGUGGAGGAUGUUUCGUCGUCCUGUUGUGUCACAGUGAAAGUCUUUCCUUACAUGACUGUGGCCGCACUCAAGCAACAGGUGUUUCUGGAGUACGGCUUCCAUCCUCGCGUGCAGCGCUGGGUGAUUGGUCAGUGUUUGUGCACCGAGCCAAGGUCACUGGCCUCCUACGGGGUGCAGAAAGACGGCGACACGGCGUACCUCUACCUGAUCUCUGCACGACAAGCCCGCAUUACUCGCCAGCUGUUCCAGCAGGACCUGGAGAGCGCCCUCCUCGCCCCACCUCUCCCCCCAGGCAACGGCCCCACCUCCCAGGACUGGAGGGGUUACAGCACCCUGCCCUCGAGGCUUCCUCACAACAACCAGGGGAGCACAGGUGGAGGAAGCGAUAGACCAGGUGACAUCAAAGAUGUCCUCGACAUUGAGCAUCUACAGCUGAAUGAUCAUACCAACAAAGCCAGUAAAACACAGACAGAGUGGGCUUGUCCCUCAUGCACUUUCAUCAACAAGCCGUCCCGUCCAGGGUGCGAAAUCUGCGCCACGGCCAGACCUGACACACACAUCCAGCAGGUACUGCAUAAUAUCUGGCAAUCAAUACCUGUUUGUAAUCUUUUCCCUCGGUGACAGUCGCCUUCUUUUUAUGUCUUAUAUUCUCUCACAAAGGAGAAAGGAAGGAGAGAGGAUCGAGGGGAGUCUGGUUUAAGCAGCAGCAGCUGACUGCCCAUCAUCGGUCGCCAUAUCGCACUCACUCACACACACAUACACGCACACACGGAGUGAGGAUGCUAAAUCUGCAACGUACAUGUUGACAAAAUACUCACACAAAGACUGUCAAAUGCACUGAGAGUCCUCUGACAGCUGGUUGGCUGCUGAAGACUGCAGCGUUUGAAGCACUGUAGCAUGACACAGAGCUGCACAGGUCAAGGCUCAGAACUGCAAACGGAGAGCGUCAGCUUUGACCAGUUAGAUGGACAUAACCAUGACCUCUGAAUUUGGCCUGACCUACUUUGUUAUUUAUUUUACAGGGUGUGUAAACAACACAGAGGGCUUUAUAUUUAAUUUAGGGGAGAGAGACAUGAUGCGUGCUCUUUGCAUUUGCAGCAGAAGAUGAAGAAACGUUCAGUUUCUGCCAACUGUGAAGUGAGGGGAACGUGGUGAGGUGACGCCUUGUGCAGAACCCUGUUCUUUUUUGUUAGUGUGUCAUCUGUUGGUGCCAUAAACAAUGUUGGAAGCCAUGGCUGAGAAGGUGCGUCACGUUUACAGGGUUUGUCAAGUGCUUUUAUUUUUUUACAACAUUGUAUUAAGUGUAUUAUUUUUAACAAGAUGCAUUGAGUAAUUGAUGUACAUUUUAGCAGUUGAUCUAAUUUUACUCAAUUCUCUCUGAGCUGUGACAGCAAUGGAAUGAUCAGUUUUAGUACAUAAUACUGUAAAAACUCGCAUUAGCUGAAUAAACAUAACGGCACUAAACAAA